Cuscuta europaea is the source of this 429-nucleotide messenger RNA. The record is from the annotation of a GenBank genome assembly. Lineage: Eukaryota; Viridiplantae; Streptophyta; Magnoliopsida; Solanales; Convolvulaceae.
UGAUAAUUCGGCGAUAAAGUUAGCAUCUCGCUUUGAAGUUCAACCGUUUAACACCAAAAUACCUAGGUACUAUUGUGACUACUGUGACACUUACUUGACUCAUGAUUCUCCUUCAGUUAGAAAACAACACAAUGCUGGAUACAAACACAAGGCAAAUGUAAGGAUUUAUUAUCAAAAGUUUGAGGAACAGCUAACACGGGCUUUUAUAGACCAAAGGAUCAAAGAGCGUCUUGGACAGGCAGCAGCAUACCAACAAAUUGGUGCUGCAUAUAAUCAACACCUUGCAGCUUUCCCUGUCCAAGCUCCACGCAUGCCUAUCAUGCCACCUCAUCUGCUUCCUAUUCCUGGAGCUCCAUCUCCUCAGUUAGUCCCUGGAGUGAGACCUCCCAUACUGCCUAGACCUCUUCCUGGUGCUCCAGCUUAUGUAGU